Molecule: messenger RNA, 2556 nt
Organism: Torulaspora delbrueckii
Lineage: Eukaryota; Fungi; Ascomycota; Saccharomycetes; Saccharomycetales; Saccharomycetaceae
Gene: PHO91
Product: Pho91p
Exons: 1
Coding region: 1-2556 (851 amino acids)
Biological process (GO): polyphosphate metabolic process; phosphate ion transport; monoatomic anion transmembrane transport
Cellular component (GO): membrane
Molecular function (GO): phosphate transmembrane transporter activity
Source: RefSeq, a predicted model, not a curated record
AUGAAGUUUUCUCAUUCUCUGCAGUUUAAUGCUGUACCAGAAUGGUCUUCGAAGUAUAUUGCUUAUUCGCAUUUGAAGAAAUUAAUCUAUGCAUUGCAAAAAGAUAAACUUUAUGCCUCGACAUCACCUGUUCCUAUUGAUCAAGAGGCUCGUCCUUUACUUUCUCGUGAAUUGUCCCAUGAUGUUUAUGUAAAUCGGUUUCUUUCCGCAUUGGAAGUUGAGUUGAAGAAGAUUGAUAAAUUCUUUAAAUCCCAAGAGACUGGACUGAUAGCUAAUUAUAAUGAGUUGAAAGAUGAUUGUGAUGAGUUUGAGCAGGAUUUAUUGCACAACCGAGUAGGAUCGAUUAGUGAUGCGGUUCCUCCGCAGAUUAGAAAAAGGCCGUCUCGUAGGUUUAGUAAUAGUUCUAUGGGUCAUGAAGAUGAUGAUGAUGAGGAUGAUGAUGAGGAAGAAGAUGAUAUUCGUAGGAGAUCUACAUCCAGAUCGGUUUCGUCUGCUCCGGAUGAUGUAGAUCUGGAGAUUUAUCAUGCAAGGUCUAGAACUACUAACAAUUCGCAUUUUCUUUCGCCUACAUUGGAGAGGAAAAUUACUUUGAAGAAGAGACUAGUGGCUAUAUACACACAAUUGUCGGAGCUAAAGAGCUAUAUUGAGUUGAAUCGUACUGGUUUCUCUAAGAUUUGUAAGAAAUUUGACAAAUCGCUCAAUACAGAUAUCAAGAGCGAAUAUUUGAAAUUUAUUGAAGAGAAUUCUCAUGUUUUCCAGCCAACUACGAUCCAGCAUAUUCAGGCAUGUAUUACAACGACAACCAUAACUUAUGCCCGACUUUCCCAGGAGUCUUUCCCUUUCCCGCUUGCACACGAUCAGGAAGCUCUCCUCGACGUUGAAAUCGCUGAAAGAGAACUAUCCUCGCACUUGAGAGAUCAUGUUGUGUGGGAAAGAAAUACUGUUUGGAAGGAUAUGAUCAAUCUUGAGAGAAAAGCUCAAAACGUCAAGGCUGAAAGUCAAAACCUUUCUAAGAUCUCUAAGCAAUACCAGGUCAAAGAGAUCGACCAAAACGGUAAAGUGACUUUAAAAUCCGAACGAUCUGCCAAGUUGGCACCACGAACACUCAAGGAUCUUAUUCAGUCGUAUCCAUGGCAAUUAGUCAAAUUGGUAAUCGGUUCAAAUUGGUGUCUCAAGAUCUGUGCCAUUGUAGCGGUUUUCAUGACCCUCUUAUCCUUCUCACCAUUCGAUGAUGUCUUACAGAAAAAUUGUUUUGCCAUCCUGGUAUUUGCAUCUUUAUUAUGGGCCACCGAAGCAAUCCCAUUAUUCGUCACUUCUUUAUUGAUUCCAUUAUUGAUCGUGGUCUUGCCCGUUCUCAGAGACGGUGAUGGCGGCGUUAUGGAACCCGUUAAGUCCUCACAAUUUAUUUUAUCCACAAUGUGGUCUAGUGUCAUCAUGCUAUUACUCGGUGGGUUCACUCUUGCUGCUGCGUUAUCCAAGUAUAAUGUGGCCAAAGUACUUUCAACUUAUAUUCUCUCCUCGGCCGGAACCAACCCAAAGAUCAUCCUCUUGACCAACAUGGGUGUAGCAUUGUUCGCUUCCAUGUGGGUUUCCAACGUUGCUGCUCCAGUGCUAUGUUACUCCAUCAUUCAACCUUUACUGCGUACUUUACCAAGACACAGCACAUACGCUAAGUCAUUGAUUCUCGGUAUUGCAUUGGCUUCCAAUAUUGGUGGUAUGGCUUCACCCAUUGCUUCUCCACAAAAUAUCUUUUCGAUUGGUUUGAUGGACCCUCAACCAUCAUGGGGAGAAUGGUUCCUGAUAGCAAUUCCAAUCUGUGUGGUAUGUGUCAUGGGCAUUUGGAUUCUAUUGAUUAUCACAUUCCCACUAGAGCCAUCACUGAAAUUACUUCAAUUACAUCCUUUAAGAGAUCCAUUUACUUUGCAGCAAUGGUUCGUUACAUUGGUCUCCAUCGGAACUAUCGUCCUCUGGUGUUUAUCUAACAGGCUCUCUGGAAUUUUUGGUGAGAUGGGUAUAAUUUCAAUCAUACCGUUGGUAACUUUCUUCGGAACUGGGUUACUAACAUCUGAGGAUUUCAACAACUUCAUGUGGACCAUCGUGAUCCUUGCCAUGGGUGGUACUACCCUAGGUAAAGCAGUUACUUCUUCAGGAUUACUUAAUACGAUGGCCUCUGUCAUCAAGGAGAAUAUUGAGGAUAAACCAGUCUUCGUAAUUGUUUUGAUCUUUGGUAUUGUCAUUUUAACGAUGGCCACGUUCGUUUCUCAUACAGUCGCUGCAAUGAUCAUCGUCCCACUCAUGAGUGAGAUCGGCGCGAACUUACCUUCUGGUGACCACUCGAGACUGCUUAUCAUGAUUGCUGCUUUGCUAUGUUCAGGUGCCAUGGGUUUGCCAACUUCCGGUUUCCCUAACGUUACUGCCAUCUCAAUGAUAGAUGAGGUGGGUGAUCGCUACUUGACCGUGGGGACUUUUAUUACUCGCGGUGUUCCUUCGAGUCUCAUUACGUAUGCCGUCAUUGUCACAAUGGGUUACGGUUUGAUGAAGACCGUCGGAUACUAA